AGGAGCAGAAGGAGGAGAAGGAGCAGCAGGAGGAGGAGGAAGCAGCCCGCCGCCUGUGAAGCUAUGUGAGAGCCAUGCUUCUCGUCUCGGGGACUUAUCGUCGUGAGGGAAGAGACCUGGGCUUCGUGCAGAAAUGGCAAACCGAGAGCGAAACAAGAAGAUCUUACUGCAGCUGGUGAAGCGGCCGGACAACAGCUGGUGCGCGGACUGCGGCGCGCCAGAUCCAGACUGGGCGUCUUACAAGCUGGGUGUGUUUGUCUGUCUGAACUGCUCUGGCAUCCACCGCAGCCUGUCCAGCCAGGUGAAAUCCAUAAAGCUGGACUUCUGGGAGGAUGAGCUGGUGGAGUUCAUGAAAUUAAAUGGCAACGCCAGUUCCAAAGCUUUGUAUGAGAAAGCUGUUCCACCGUACUACUAUCGGCCUCAGCAAAAUGACUUUGAAGGAGUUUUAUGUUUGCUCUUGAACCGCAGUGUCCUGAGAGAGCAGUGGAUUCGGGCCAAAUACGAAAGGAUGGAAUUCAAAGGGGAAAUCAAGUAUCCACCACUUUCAUAUACCACAGGUUUCUAUGAAGGGUUGCUGUGGAAGAAAGGAAAAGAGAACACACAGUUUCUGAAGAGGAAGUUUGUGCUGUCAGAGAGAGAAUUCAGCCUGACUUACUACAACAAGGAAAAUGAGUCCAAAGGCCCUAAAGCUGUAAUCUCCAUCAAGGACCUGAACGCCACCUUUCAGCCAGAGAAGAUUGGUCAUCCUCACGGGCUGCAGAUCACCUACCAAGAUGCCGAUCACACCAGAAACCUCUAUGUUUAUCACGAGAGUCCUGAGGAAAUAGUCACAUGGUACAACGCCAUCCGUGCAGCUCGCUAUGCCUACCUGAAAACAGCAUACCCGACUGGAAGUGACGAAGAACUGAUACCAAAGAUAACAAGAAACUCCCUUAAAGAGGGAUACAUGGAAAAGACAGGGCCGUUGCAGAAGGAAUCUUUCAAAAAGAGGUGGUUUAUUUUGGACUCUCAAAACAGGAAGUUGUUCUACUUCAGAGGCCAGCUGGAUGCGGAGGAGUUAGGGGUCAUUUUCAUCGGCACUGAGAGCAACGGUUACUCUGUGAAGGAGUCCGUCCCAAAGCAUGCUCGUGGAAACAAGUGGAAGUGUGGCAUCAUGGUGGACACGCCUGAGCGACAGUUUGUCUUCAUGUGCGAGCAGGAGAGGGAGCAGAGGGAGUGGCUGGAGGCCCUCAGACGGGUCCUGUCCAGGCCCAUGUCACCGCAGGACUAUGCCGGUGAGUAAAGUUGAAGCCAACAUCAAGUAUAAACACUGACCUGCAGAGGUGUGUCGACUGGAUGAUGGUGAGAAGAUUCCUGGGACUGAACCACUGCAACACAACAGAUGAACGGUCACCUGCUCACUAUGUUGCUCCCAAUACUGACUCUCACCUCUGUGUUAUAGUAAAACAUCUUGAAACAUGGCUGACUCUGCCACAGCGUGGAUUAUCCUCCAUAUCCUCACUAUGACCGACACUAGAUCUGAUGGUACAUUACAGACUUCAGAAAGAACUGUAUCAUUAUGUGACCAAAAAAUGAGGACAUUUUCGGAAUGUUGACAAUAAACUAAUAAAAUAACAUUUCCAGAUUAAAGCCAAACUUAUACCUCAAACUAUCAUGUUGGCACAUAUGACUGCCUCUACAAAAUGCCUUGUGUAGAUUAAUUUGUAACAAUUGCUGCAUAUCAUGAUGCUAAUUUUUAUGAUUGUCCUUGGUUUUUAAUAAUUCAAAUUUACGAAGGAUUAAACCAUUUGAUUUUGGUGGUGAACAUGUUUCAUAACAGUAUGCCCAGACAAAAUAAAUCCUUUUUUUUUUAAUAAUA
Molecule: messenger RNA, 1858 nt
Organism: Scophthalmus maximus (turbot)
Lineage: Eukaryota; Metazoa; Chordata; Actinopteri; Pleuronectiformes; Scophthalmidae
Gene: adap2
Product: ArfGAP with dual PH domains 2
Exons: 12
Coding region: 134-1282 (382 amino acids)
Biological process (GO): positive regulation of GTPase activity
Cellular component (GO): intracellular membrane-bounded organelle; plasma membrane
Molecular function (GO): GTPase activator activity; phosphatidylinositol bisphosphate binding
Source: RefSeq, a predicted model, not a curated record